UGCACACAGAAGAGCAGGCUGGAGUUUCUUUGGGGAAACAGCGCCCCCGUGCAGUCUGACUGCGCAGGCGCGGCGUGAGCGCGUGGCCGCGGCGCGCGCCUGCUGAUGAACAGCUGACCUGUUUCCUGCGGUGCCUUCUACCUGUGUGCGCAGUUUGAACAUGAACGCAGAGUUUCUGCGCAACAUCUGCGCCUUCACGUGGCGCGCGCCUCCCUCCAGUCGCUGAUCGGAACCGCAUCCAUCCGAACAUGGCCGUGCUCGGUCCAGGAUCCGCCUCGUUUCGGUUCGGCUCGGUCCUCCUGAUUCUCCUGAUCCUCAGCGGUUCUUCCUGGACCAGAGAUGUCUUCACUGGACGCAACGACACCAGGCCAGAACCGAACCGGGAGCAUCACGACCAGGACCAGGACCGUGGAACCAACACCACGAAACACACCACGAAACACAAGAAGGCUUUCCCCGUCCUCGAGUUGAACUACGAUUAUGUCCGGAUGCCGUUUGAGAUUUCCCUGUGGAUCCUGCUGGCGCUGCUCAUGAAGCUGGGUUUCCACAUCAUUCCCAGAGUUUCCCACGUCGUUCCAGAGAGCUGCCUGCUGAUCUUCGUCGGGCUGCUUGUUGGCGGCGUCAUCAAAGCGAUCAAGGAGAAGGCGCCGGUCAUGGACACCAAGCUCUUCUUCCUCUACCUGCUGCCGCCCAUCAUCCUCGACGCCGGCUACUUCCUGCCCAUCCGGGCCUUCACCGAGAACAUGGGCACCAUCCUGGUGUUCGCGGUGGUGGGGACGCUGUGGAACGCCUUCUUCGUCGGCGGGAUGAUGUUCGCCGUGUGCCAGAUCGAGGCCGCCGCGGCCGCCCACGUGAGCCUGCUGUCCUGCCUGCUGUUCGGCUCCAUCAUCUCGGCCGUGGACCCGGUGGCGGUUCUGGCCGUGUUCGAGGAAAUCCACAUCAACGAGCUGCUGCACAUCCUGGUGUUUGGAGAGUCGCUGCUUAACGAUGCGGUGACGGUGGUUUUGUAUCACCUGUUUGAGGAGUUUUCCCACGCAGAAACUGUUACCAUUGGCGACGCCUUCCUGGGCGUGGUCUCGUUCUUCGUGGUUUCGCUCGGCGGCAUCCUGGCGGGUGUCAUCUACGGCGUCCUGGCUGCCUUCACGUCCCGCUUCACCUCGCACUCCCGCGUCAUCGAGCCGCUGUUCGUCUUCCUCUACAGCUACAUGGCGUACCUCUCUGCAGAGGUCUUCCAUCUGUCUGGGAUCAUGUCCUUGAUUGCCUGUGGCGUCGUCAUGCGGCCGUAUGUGGAGGCCAACAUCUCCCACAAGUCCUACACCACCAUCAAAUACUUCCUGAAGAUGUGGAGCAGCGUGAGCGAGACGCUGAUCUUCAUCUUCCUCGGGGUUUCCACAGUGGAAGGCCCUCACAACUGGAACUGGAUCUUUGUGAUCUCCACUCUCGUCUUCUGCCUCCUUUCCAGAGUGUUGGGAGUCGUUGGCCUCACCUUCAUUAUCAAUAAGUUUCGUAUUGUGAAGCUGACCAAAAAGGACCAGUUCAUCGUGGCCUACGGUGGCCUGCGAGGUGCCAUUGCCUUUUCUCUGGGAUACCUGAUACAUGAGGAUCGGGACAACAAAAACACCAAGGGCAUGUUCCUCACCGCCAUCAUCACAGUGAUCUUCUUCACCGUCUUUGUGCAGGGGAUGACCAUCAGGCCUCUGGUGGAGCUGCUGGCAGUGAAAAAGAAGAAGGAGAGCAAACCGUCAAUAAACGAGGAGAUUCACACUCAGUUCCUGGACCACCUGCUGACAGGAAUCGAAGACAUCUGUGGACAUUAUGGACAUCAUCACUGGAAGGACAAGCUGAGUCGCUUCAACAAGACGUACGUGAAGAAGUGGCUGAUCGCAGGCGAGCGCUCCAGCGAGCCGCAGCUCAUCUCCUUCUACAACAAAAUGGAGAUGAAGCAGGCCAUGAUGCUGGUGGAGAGCGGGAGCGCCGCCAAGCUGCCCUCCGUCAUGGCCGCCGCCACCGCCGCCCAAAACGCGGAGCAGCAGAGAGAACCGACAGCAGAGCGAAUGAUCCCCAAGAUCUCAAAGACCCGCGAAGCCGAGAUCCGCCGGAUCCUUCGGGCCAACCUGCAGAACACGCGGAAGAGGCUGCGCUCCUACAGCAGACACGACCUCUUCAUGGACCCGUUUGAGGACAACCUGAGCGAGGUCCGCUUCCGGCGGCAGCGGGUCGAGAUGGAGCGGCGGAUGAGCCAUUACCUCACCGUUCCGGCGAAGCGACAGGAAACGCCGUCGGUCCGGAAGGUUUGGUUCCAACCAGAGGACAAAGUCUACACCUACAAUGAGAACGAUAGUUCCAGGCCGUCUGACAGCGCCGCCCUGCUGGACGAGUCGAAUCGGAGCGCAGACGGCCAAUCGGAGAGGCAGAAACCGACUCGCUGCCUGAGCGAUCCGGGUCCCGAUGAGGAUGAGGAAGGAAUCAGCUUCCGCUCGUCUCGAUGAAGGUUUCCUCUCUGGACCGUUUGUUUUUCAUGUGUGAUGUGAAGCGACGCAUUUCAGUGUUUUAAGCACCAAACGGACUCAUCCGGGCAUUACAAAGCACAAAGAAAGAUCAUCAAUGAAGCAGUUGAUCGAUCAGUUUUACAGCUGAAUGAGUCAUCAGUCAGUUAAUUUUAUAAUUAAUAAAAGAGUAAAAAGGAAACAGCUGGAGGGAUGGAGGAAGCCAUCUUGGAGGAAUUUACUGCAUAUAAUCUAUAAAUAUCCAGCCUAAGAAGAGAUUUCGGACCUGGAUGCAGUUUGGUCGACUCACAGAUCAGAGAUGAGCCAUCUAGAAUGACCACCGGGGGGCGCUUCAAUCACUCCAGAUCAUUUGGUCCUGGUUCAUCCUGGUUCAUCCUGGUUCAUCCUGGUUCAUCCUGGUUCGUCCUGGUUCAUCAUGGUUCGUCCUGGUUCGUCCUGGUUCGUCCUGGUUCGUCCUGGUUCAUCCUGGUUCGUCCCGGAGACGGACCGACUCUAAACACCGGCUGCUCCCACCGCUGUCAGAAGCUUCAGUGACUUCAGGUCCUGUUUGUAAAGUUACACUGUUAAAAAUUAACAGCAACAGUUUGGAUUAUUUAGCCUGUCAUGAAAACAAUGGGAAUACGUUUUUCAAAGUUUCACCAAGUUAUUCAUAUAUAAAUGUCAGUGUUUCAAACUGGAUAUUUAAUGAGCGAGCUGAUUAGUAAGGAUGAGUUAAUAAACUUUUAGUUUGGAGCUACAUAUUUAACUCCAAGCUAACUUCCUUGCUCCCAACUAAAUAGCGAACUUUCUGACUAGUUUGAAUCUGAUAUUUGUAAAUUAAUGAAUGACAUGGUGAAAAUAAGUCUUUGAAAAAAAAAAAGUUUUCUGAUCUGGUUAAAUAACUCAGAAUAUUGCUGUUAAUUUUUGACAGUGUAACUUUCCAAACUGCACUCCCAGACGGUGAGAUUACAUCACUUCCGCCCCCUGGUGGCUGGGGUGACCAAACUACGUCCAGCUCUUCCUGCGUAGCAAAUUGUUUAUUUCACUGUAAAUCAGUUGCUCUUCAAAGCUUGAACUAUGUGUAUCUGUCUGUCUUUUUUGCUGAUUUUGUGCAUAAAGACAGCAUGAAUUAAGCUGAGCACAUCACUGCAGACACCAAACGCUGCUGUGCUGAUUCUUUAGUGAUCAUUUUCGAAUAAUUUUGUGUUUUUCAACAAGCUUGUGCCUUAUUCAGUUGCAUUUCAUUUAUCUUAAUAUCAUGAGAUGAACUGAACAAAAACCUCAACAUAUUUUCCAUGUCAUUAAAAGAUAAAUAUUGCAAAGGUGACCAAAUGUCUGAACGACCUUUAAUCACCUUCGGACUCAUCCUGUUGCCUCAGGGACUCAAACGUCGGAUCCCGGCUGCUGAAGGAAAACUCCGGUUUGAAGAUUCAAAUAGGAUGUGAUGUUUCAUCUACUUCCUCCUAACUAAGCUUUAACGUCUGUCUGCAUCUCCUGUGAAUUACAAGCUUUUAUAUUUUGUGUUGUAGAAAUCUGUCACUUGAAGAAAAACUAUCAUAAAAUACGUUUACUGUGAA
Molecule: messenger RNA, 4063 nt
Organism: Poeciliopsis prolifica (blackstripe livebearer)
Lineage: Eukaryota; Metazoa; Chordata; Actinopteri; Cyprinodontiformes; Poeciliidae
Product: Na(+)/H(+) exchanger beta-like
Exons: 12
Coding region: 249-2489 (746 amino acids)
Biological process (GO): sodium ion transport; regulation of pH; proton transmembrane transport
Cellular component (GO): membrane
Molecular function (GO): sodium:proton antiporter activity
Source: RefSeq, a predicted model, not a curated record